ACCCGGUUUUUGACCCGAAUGAACCCGUCCAAACCCCUCGCUUGCAUCGGAAACGGCUAAACCCUCGUCGGAACACACCGUACAGGCCUGCUCGCUCAGCAUCCCCACACACCCAAAUCACGAUUGCACAGUAGCGCACAGAGAAGCGUACGUGAAACUCUCCAAGCCCCAAGCAUUUUCGGCGCAUAUCCUUUCUGAGCAGGGCAAAAAUGUCUCGUAUUUGCGUGAAGAAUUUGCCGAAGUAUGUGGCGGAGGAUCGUCUCCGGGAAGUUUUUUCUCGGAAAGGAGAAAUAACAGAUGUCAAGCUCAUGCGCACCAAAGAUGGGAAAAGCAGACAAUUUGCCUUUAUUGGGUUCCGCACUGAGCAUGAAGCUGAAGAGGCUCUCAAAUUCUUCAACAAGUCUUAUCUCGAUACUUGCAGACUUACUUGUGAGAUUGCUCGCAAAAUUGGGGAUCCGAAUAUUCCUCGUCCGUGGAGUCGGCAUUCCUUGAAGAAAGAAGGGAAGUUGAUUGAAGAGGGGAAGAACAUCGAUAGUGGCAAAAGUUCAAGCCGGGCAGCCUCCAAAGGCGAGAAAAUGAGUCUUAAAAAGGGCAACGAGAAUGAUGAUCCUCGACUUCAAGAGUUUCUUCAGGUUAUGCAGCCAAGGAGCAAGACAAAAUUUUGGGCAAAUGAUGAUACAUUAGUACCUCCCCCUCUUGAUCAGCAGAAAACUCAAUCAAAGAUUGUAAGGGAAGAACCAGCUCCUCUGAAGGCUGAUUCAAAUGAAAUUGAUGAAAAUGAAAAUGUAUUAGACGAUAAUCGCGGGGCUCAAGUGUCACGCAAUCUUGCUCAUGAUGAUGUCAUCUCAGAUAUGGAUUACUUCAAGAGUAGAGUGAAGAAAGAGUGGUCAGACUCUGAGAGUAGUGGGGAGGAUGAUCAUAAUGAGGAUAAUAAUAAUGUCGAUGACUCUGAGGUGGACGAUGAUGACAACAACGAUGACGACGAUGACAACAACGAUGAUGACGAUGACGAAACUUUGAAGGAAAGCCUUGAGAUAGAGCAGAAAGUAGAUUCAAAGCGUGAUAUAAAAGAUUUCCCCGACAAGAUGGUUGAGAUGGAUGGAAAAUUUAGUGGUGAAGUGAUAGACUCAGGAAGCCCAUCAUCUAGCGAAGUCCAGAAAGAUGUUCUUGAAACUGGGCGUCUUUUCAUUCGCAACCUGCCAUAUACUGCCACGGAGGAUGAGCUGGAAGAGCUCUUUAGCAAAUUUGGCGAUGUUUCACAGGCCCAUCUUGUUGUUGAUAAAGAGACUAAACGAUCCAAAGGAAUUGCAUAUGUUCUUUACACUCUUCCAGAAGCUGCAGCAAGGGCAUUGGAAGAAUUAGACAAUACAAUUUUUCAAGGCAGAUUAUUGCAUAUUAUGCCAGCAAAGCAAAAAGGCUCUUCUGAGAAACAAGAGGCCAAUACUUCUGUAAUCCAAUCAUCAAAAACUUUUAGGCAAAAAAGGGAGGAAGAGAGGAAAGCAUCUGAAGCUAGUGGAGAUACAAGAGCAUGGAACAGCUUAUUUAUGCGCCCUGAUACAGUUGUUGAAAAUAUUGCUAGGAAACAUGGUGUAAGUAAAAGUGACUUACUUGACCGAGAGGCUGAUGAUCUUGCUGUGCGAAUUGCUUUGGGAGAAACUCAAGUAAUUGCAGAAACAAAAAAUGCUCUUGUAAAUGCUGGAGUAAAUGUGGGCUCGUUAGAAAAAUUUGCCGCUGGAAAAACUGAUGGUAUGAAAAGAAGCAACCACAUUCUAUUAGUGAAGAACUUGCCUUAUGGUUCAUCUGAAGGUGAAUUAGCUAAAAUGUUUGGGAACUUUGGAAGUUUGGACAAAAUUAUUCUCCCUUCAACAAAAGCAUUGGCGUUGGCUGUUUUCCUUGAGCCAGCUGAAGCUCGUGCAGCUUUUAGAAAUUUAGCAUACAAGCGUUACAAGGAUGCUCCUUUAUAUUUGGAAUGGGCUCCUGGAGAUAUUCUCAGUCAAAGUCCAAAGCCGGAUAGUGAUCCAAAGGCUAGUGCUAUAGUUGGUGAACACGAUGCCAAGCGGGUUUUGUUAGAGCAAGGUGUGGAAGGAAUAUUAGAUGUGGAUAUUGAUCCAGAUAGAGUUGAGUCACGAUCUCUAUUUGUCAAGAAUCUCAAUUUUAAGACAUCUGAUGAGAAUUUGAAGACGCAUUUUAUUUACCACACAAAGGAAGGAAGAAUCUUGAGUGUCAGGGUAAAAAAGCACUUGAAAAAUGGGAAGAAUGUUUCUAUGGGUUUUGGUUUUAUAGAGUUUGAUUCUGUGGAAACAGCUGCUAAUAUCUGCAGGGAUUUACAGGGGACUAUUUUGGAUGGGCAUGCUCUUAUCUUGCAACUUUGUCAUGCCAAGAAGGAUGAACAAGUUCAGAAAAGAGUUGAAAAGGAUAAGAGUUCAACAAAAUUAAUAGUGAGAAAUGUAGCUUUUGAGGCGACAGAGAAAGAUCUAAGACAACUGUUUAGUCCAUUUGGUCAGAUUAAGAGCUUGAGGCUGCCAAAGAAGUUUGGGAACCAUAGAGGCUUUGCAUUUGUGGAGUAUGUUACAAAGCAGGAGGCACAAAAUGCGCUUCAAGCUCUUUCAAGUACCCAUCUGUAUGGUCGACAUUUGGUAAGUGUUCUACUAGCCCUUCUCGGCAUCUAUAUUAGUAGGCACGGGAAAAAAGAAGAAACACCUAUCUUAUCCACCCCAUGUAAUCUUCAGGUUUUGGAGAGGGCGAAGGAGGGUGAGAGUUUGGAAGAAUUACGAGCUCGAACAGCUGCGCAGUUUCCAGUUGAGCAAAACGGUUUUCAAAAUCCAACAAAGGUGUCCAAAAAAAGGAAGCAUAUAGGGAUCUUGGACGAAGGCACAGUUAAGUUUGACAGAAUCGCGGAUUAGUGCUUCCAAUGAUGAUGUUAUGUAUUAUAGCAAGAAAUGAGUUAAAAUUGAGAAAAUUACAGAGUGAAAAUUUCUUUUUUACAAUAUAAUGCUGGUCCCAUUUUUCCAUGUUUGGGGCUAGUAAUUGUUCAUAAGCAUUUCUUGGCAGUUUGUAAAAGAUGAUGGUGGAUAUUAUUAUUAUUAUUAUUAUUUUCUUGCAUUAAA
This is a messenger RNA of Malania oleifera, 3107 nucleotides long. RefSeq names its product multiple RNA-binding domain-containing protein 1. Bases 210 to 2903 code for a protein of 897 amino acids. Lineage: Eukaryota; Viridiplantae; Streptophyta; Magnoliopsida; Santalales; Ximeniaceae. Gene Ontology annotation, biological process: positive regulation of mRNA splicing, via spliceosome. Gene Ontology annotation, cellular component: spliceosomal complex. Gene Ontology annotation, molecular function: RNA binding. The record is from RefSeq and is a predicted model, not a curated record. The transcript is spliced from 14 exons.